UAGGGAUCUAGAUGACCUUCUAGGGCUGUAUAUAAUGCGUCUGUCUUCUAAGAUUAGUAUAGUUUGCACUUAGAAGGCAUACAAGCAGUUCUAGUGAGAAACCCUAACCAGCAAAAUGAUGAAAUUCCUCGUUAUCUUCGCUCUUUGCUGCCUGGCUCUUGCCACAGCUGCACCUCAGUUCAUCUGGCCCGGCUUCAACACUGUACCUAGGACUUUAGUUGCUGGUCCUACCGUUAUCAACGAUGCUUUCGGCGGACGCCUGGUCGCCCCUGGCUACGUUGGACCAUACUGGUAAACGCCGAGCUCCGAUAACGAAGUACCCCAUUGGUCGCUAAUUCACCCCUUACUUUUUUACCCUUUAUUCGAAUAAAGUGCUCAAUCUAA
Molecule: messenger RNA, 384 nt
Organism: Pieris rapae (cabbage white)
Lineage: Eukaryota; Metazoa; Arthropoda; Insecta; Lepidoptera; Pieridae
Exons: 3
Coding region: 116-295 (59 amino acids)
Source: RefSeq, a predicted model, not a curated record